This is a messenger RNA of Psylliodes chrysocephalus, 4321 nucleotides long. The record is from the annotation of a GenBank genome assembly. Lineage: Eukaryota; Metazoa; Arthropoda; Insecta; Coleoptera; Chrysomelidae.
CUCAGAGGUGAAAACAGUUGUUUACUAUCACUGUUAGAGUGUCCCAUGUUUAAAAUAAAUGAUUGCUCUGAAAAAUGUGCCCGGGAAUUUUAAAGAUUUAUGACACAGGCGGUCCCUAAAGCAACUGAAACAAUGUCAGAAAAUUUCGUGACAGUAGUGUCUGUAGGAGCAAGAGCAAAACAAGAAAUUAAUGAAAACAUAAAUUUUGAUUCUAGCAGCUCGGAUUAUGUAACGGUGUUAACAAUAGGCGAAGACGAAAAUAAAAAAAAUAUUAAAGAUGUUACUGAGGAGGUCAUAGUUUACAGAUUACCUGGGGAAAGAUUGGGAUUUGGAUUAAAAUUUGAAGGAGGCACUAAAGCUAACGAAUUUGUCAAACGGUUAUUCAUCCAAUCAUGUGCAGCUAAUAGUCCAGCAUCAAGUGUUAAAAGUUCGUGGGGCAAAUUAACAGAAGGAGAUGAAGUUUUGGAAAUUGACUCAGUUUCUGUUAAUACUAUGACCAGAAUAGAUUGCGUAAGAUGUCUUAAAGAAUCAAACGUUGCCAUAAAACUCCUAGUGCGACACACUUACGAAAACGAAGCUAAAGCCAAGACAGUAAUACCACCAUUAGUAAUAAGCGCCGAAGAAAAACGAGUACUGCCUCCUCCACCACCUGUACCACCCAGAAAAAUAUCCAGAAAACUACUCAAAAAUAUAAAUAACAAUAAACCUAAAGAAUCAACAGAUAAUGUAGAUUCCAGAACAGUAGAAUCUAACAAGCAGAAGAAAUUACAGUCUCCGAGAAGCAGUAUUCGAUCAUACAACUCUCCAGAUGUAUCAAGACGAGACAGAAGGUUUUCUGAUGGGAGUCUUGGUCCUCCAGAUGCUGAAAUAUACGUCGAUCUCUUCCUUCAGGAAUCUACUCAGAGCUUGAGCGAAUCUGAUGAAACAGGCAGUACGAUUUCUACUGUUAUUGAUCGUUUUGGUUCAUUUCCUACCACAACAACUUCUAGUUUUUCUGGAAGCUUACCCUCAACUCCAACUGCAGUACAAAGGGAAUUGGAUAUUUCGAACAUAAAUAUUUAUGACGAUGAAGACAGCUUGGUGAUUAUAAAAGGAUUAGGAAAACCUACAUCACUACCUAGAGAGGAAAAUAAUAACAUUAUUUUAGAUUAUAUAAAUCCCUUAUGUUUCCAAGAUGCACCUUUGAGUUACGGUAAUGAAAGCACAAAAAAUAUAAUUCCUGAUGAAAUUGAUAGCAUUAAAGAAGAAUCAGUUAUAGCAGAUGAAGUUAAACCAGUGUUGAAGAAACCACAAGUACCUCUAAGAUCAAAAGAUAGUCAUUUAAUUUCAGAAAAAAAUGAAGGAAGUAAAAAGAUCCUAGAAAAUCUUCCAAGGCUAGUCGAUUUUGUACCAAAAUCUGUAAAUGGAAAUGGAAUUAAAGAAAUCGAAAACUCUGAAAAAGCGAUGAAUAUGUUUUUAGAUAACGAAAUGUAUAAAGCAGAUUUUGAUUAUUACGAAAGGGAAAAUGAUACCGUUGAUAAUUUUUCUAAUGGUGUCGAUUUAUACAGUUCAAAAUGGAGUUUAUCGUCUCAAUUAGCUACAAUAGGCGAGGUUGAAGAAGAGGAGAAUUCCGACUUUAAUUUCAACAGACCUCCUUUGAAGUCAACACCCGUAGUAAUAGUGGAAAAUACUGAUAAAAACGAGGAAACAAAAAAUCCCGAAGACGAGGAUGUAGAACUGAAAACUAAAGAAACUAAUGGAAUUAUGGAAACUCUACCAAGUGACCCCAGAGAGCCACCAGAUGGACAUGAGUUUCCAGAUUUCAUAGAGAUGCACAGCGAAUCCCUUGAUGAAAAUUACUACUUCAAAAAAGAGCCCCACAGCACAGCCUUCGAUGCCGAUUUUUCGAAACCAGACUUUUCUAAACAAAGUGGCCUAAUUAACAGCCAAUCUGUAAGCACUUCAAGUACUGAUUUGAGACCAAAAAUAUCAACGGAGGAUUUGAGCUUUAACAAAUUUGAAUCUGAAUCGAACUUGCUUCAUACAAGAUCACAAAGUUUAAUAGAUGUAUCCGCCUUAAACAAACAAAAAUAUACUAAGUGGAAUCAGAUGUUCGAGCAGAGAAGAAAAGGUCUUUCAAAAUUGAAGGGUCUCGUAAUACCAGAAGCAGUUGAAAGUGAUUUUUUAUCAAAUGUGAAUAUACCAGAAAUAAAAAGCCAAACCACACCAGCAGCAGCAGCAGCAGUAUUUUGCCCGGUGCCAAAAUUAGAUACUAGUUUCCAGGCAGCAGAAGAACUUUCUUCGAGCCACCUUGAUUUAAUCAAAUCUUCAGUAGUAAUGCCGUCUUGGUCCUCAAAUUCUUCAAGCAACGUUCCAAAAUAUUCGCCAGCAUUUAGGAGAAAAAGUCUGCAAGUAUAUCUUACAAGUAUUAAUAAAAGUGAGAAUAGUGAAUAUACGAAUAACGUUGAUUAUAUUAAAUCUUGUGAUAAAAGUAGUCCAAAAGGAAGUAAAAUUAACGACGAUGAUUUAAAUCCGCCAAAAUCGUUAGAAAGCAUUUCGUCUCCCACUAGAUCCGAUUGCAGUUUUGACUAUGUAAGUUCAAAUAAAAAAAGAAACAAAUCCAGUACUGAUAUUUUCCAAAAAUCCCCAAGUGGAAAGGGAGAAGACGAAAGUGAUAAUGAUUCGGCUGUAAGUUCUAGCCAAUCUAGCUAUAACUCCAGAUAUUCUCCACCACCUUCACCUACCAGAUCUUGUGAAUUGAAUAAUUACUAUAAGAAAAUAGAUGAGGAUGACAGUAGUUCUAAAAACCGAUUGCUAAAACCAUCUAGCGUUGAAGCAAUAAACAGAAAGAACAUCUUAGCUUCUGCAAAAUGUAGAAGUGGAAAGGAUUUGAAAAUAGGUUCACCAGUCAUAAGAAGAAAACAAGAAGAAACGCAAGUAACUGAAAUUCAACAGAACGGUAAUGAGGUAGAAGAAAAAUUGAUAGUAAGAGAAACUAUAGCAAAUGAACAGCCAUCAAAUGUAUCUGUUACAUUUGAACCAACAAUUCAAGUCGGAAUUAGUAAUCAAGAAAAACCUACGAAACUUCUGACAUUACAAUUAGCAAAACCGUCAAAAGAAGUACCAGAUGCUGCUAACACCGUACCAUCUUCAAAAAUAAUCUUGAAGCAUAUUUCCCCAAUAAUACCAGACACCAAAAAAAUAGCCAUGUUCAAUAUUAACUCCAAAUCAAGGAAACUAGCUCCAAUUAACGUUAAAUCACUGAAACAAAGUUUCGAAAACCUGACCUCAUCACUUCAUGUGCCACAAAAAGUUCCUGUUUUUAAACCUAUCGUGAAAAAAUGUAGUAAAGUAGAGAAUGCCAUAGUCGAUAAUAAAGUUUCAGCCUGUAGUAAUGGAACCGUUCAAGAGUCUAGAGUGGACAAAAUUCAAAUUCCCACAUCUCAGAAGACAAGAUCAGAUGUGGAAAAUAAGUCCAUUGUUUUGAAACCUGAUUCAAAUGGGACUAGUUUGGGAAUAAGUAUAUUUGGAGGAGCAGAUGAAAAUAAAGAUAUCACGAUCAAUCGCAUAAGAUAUGCUAGCAUAGCGUACAGUGAUGGUCGUCUUAAAAAAGGAGAUAAAAUCAUUUCUAUAAAUGGAAUACCUACCAGAGGAAUGACCCACCAGGAGGCGCUAGAUUUACUGAAAAAACCUACUAAUGAAAUUACCAUUGUGAUUGAAGAAGGAAAUGACGUAGUACAUUCCCCUGCAAUUAGCAGCAGUGAUAUAUUAUCUAAAAGACCAUAUUCUAUGCACUAUACUAAAUCUCCACCAGCAUCAUCGAAAGAGGAAAUUAAGAAGGCUAAUCAUGUAAUAACAAUAAUGAAAGAUGGAGCAGGCCUUGGUUUCAGUAUUGAAGGUGGAAAAGAUUCGCCAAACGGAGAUGUGCCAUUACUUGUUAAAAAAAUAUUUACAGGUGGUGCUGCUGAAAAAUCUGGAGAAUUAAAAGUUGGUGAUCAAUUAAUUCAAAUAAAUGAAAUCAUAUUAACUAGUCUCACUAGAAUCGAAGCUUGGAAUGCAAUGAAAAAAAUCGCUGAUGGUAAAAUCAAUAUACACGUCUACAGAUAAGUUCCAUGCCCGAGAAGAUUUAUUUAUAUUCCAUUUAAUAUAAAACUCAAUCUUGCCAAAAUUAUUAAAAAUAUUUGUACUUAUGUAAACUAAAUUUAUCAUUUAUACUUUAUGCAUUUUUUUUUUUUUUUUCGUUAUAAUUUUAUAUAUAUUUUAUAUAAACGCUUUGUGCAAUAAAUUAUUUAUAUGUAUUUAUGCUGUACAUAUCUAUUCGUUUAAUAAAUUUUUAUUAAAA